AAUGGCCGUCGUGCACUUCGGCUGCGUAAAAUAAUCAAUAAACAGCAGUUCCAGUGAGUUAUUAAUACAUUACUGUAAAAAUGGAGUUAUACCUUAAGGCCAAUGUGAUUAUUUCAAAAAAAUCUUACAAGUAGAAGGGCUGUUGAUUAGUUAAAACAAGUGAAGAUUUCCACCUGUCAAAACUCGCAAGACCAUUUCGUAUCCUUGGUGACUGCCUAGCAACCGACACAACAACAUAGCAACAUUGGAGACCGACAGGAGUAGCCUUGGUGACGCAGCCAUGGCAACCACAGCCCGCUUCGCAUCAGCAGGAGGAGGCAACAGCAGCCCUCCCACGCCAGCUCCGGCGACAACACCCCCUGCUCAGCCUCAGCAAACUCAGCUUAUCGUUCUACCAGCGAGUUUACAUCAGACGACGGGUACAAUUGUUAAUGGCGUUCCAGUGAUAGACGUCUCUGCUUUGGAACAGGCGGCGGAUUCCAGCAACGAAAGUACUGCUACCAACGAGCAACAAAACGAGAACCACGAGCCAGAUCCAUUAGCGACUGCAUCUCCUCACUAUAUCACUGUUACAGUUGCUGAAAGUGACACUGUGGCUUCUCAUCAAGGUUACCACAUCCAGUAUGUCGAACCAGAAAUAUACGCUACCCAAACGAACGGCGGGCAGGCACAAAUGGCGUAUCCGGUGUAUGCUGUCGGAGAAUCUGCGACACUAUAUCCAAUAGCGAAUGCUGGACAGGGACAGAGUCAGUACUACGCAGCCACCAACUCUGGCACUACGACAGUAACCGGAACAGUGGGAUACACUACCACCGGGGGUCAGUAUGUUGUUCAGCAUACUGUCGAUGCCGAUUCUCUCAUAUCUUCAAACAGGGUAUCUCCGCAAACUACAAGUGCGGAGACAAGUUACGUAGCUACGGCGACAGUGCAUGCUUCCCAGCCUUCGGGACAAGUAGUUGCAGGUGAAGACGUAGGAUCCGCUCUAGGACAUGCUACCAGGGUAGCUCCUGCCACCGUGCAAUGGUUACUAGAAAACUAUGAAACUGCCGAAGGAGUUUCAUUACCUCGUUCUACAUUAUACGCUCACUACCUCAGACAUUGUGCCGAAAACAAAUUGGAACCUGUGAAUGCUGCCUCUUUCGGAAAAUUAAUCAGGUCCGUAUUUUUGGGACUGAGGACGCGACGAUUAGGAACUAGGGGAAACUCAAAAUACCAUUACUACGGAAUCAGAGUCAAACCUGGCUCUUCGUUAAUGAAUUUAGAAGACCAAAGCAGUCGUGUGGUACUGAGCUCUAAUAACACAAACGGAAAAGCUCAAGGAACUGUUCGGCCUUUUAAACGCAGUUCGGAUUCUUCGGACUCGGUUAAUUCUGGUUUAUCUCAACACGUUGCUUAUCUUGGUGAUGGUAGUAGUGCAAUUCCCGCUUUUCCUGAUAUACAAUUUCGUGAACCAUUGCCAGAAGAUUGCGGUUACGAAGACGUAGACACAUUAAAAUCAAUUUACAGAGAACACUUAGAAGCAUUUUUAGAUGCAAUUUUGAGUUUAGAAUUCGCUACAGUUGAAUCUCUGUGGAGAGAAUUUUGGAGGUCUCAGUAUAAUAAUAAUAGCGAUGAAUGCGAAGAAGAAAAAUAUCUUUCGAAGUCAAAGUUGUUUUCUCUAUGCAGUUUGGAGCCUGUUCAGCAUUUUAUGAGACAAGUAGAUUUGGUGUUUUACCAAAAUCUUAUUCAAGUUUUGGUGCCUGACGUUUUGAAACCGAUACCUGCCACUUUGACUCAAAGUAUACGAAACUUUGCUAAAAAUCUAGAAAAUUGGUUAACAACCGCAAUGACUGGUGCUCCUCCAGCGAUGCUCCAAAUCAAGCUAACUGCAGUCUCAGCCUUCAGCUCAAGUUUACGCCGCUACACUUCACUCAAUCACCUCGCUCAAGCAGCUAGAGCUGUCUUGCAUAACAGCAAUCAAAUAGGACAGAUGUUAGCGGAUUUGAAUCGAGUCGAUUUUCACAGUGUUAGAGAACAAGCGUCAUGGGUAUGUCAAUGCGACAACGAUCUGGUAGCCCGAUUCGAAAACGAUUUUAAACUCACCCUCCAACAGCAAAACUCAUUAGAACAGUGGGCUUCGUGGUUGAAGAACGUCGUUAAAAGUGCUUUGAAGCCAUACGAAGGAAAGCCAAGCUUCUCGAAGGCUGCUAGGCAGUUUUUGCUCAAGUGGAGCUUCUACAGUUCCAUGGUUAUCAGGGAUUUGACGCUGCGAUCUGCAGCUAGUUUUGGAAGUUUCCAUUUGAUAAGGUUGCUGUAUGAUGAAUAUAUGUUUUAUUUGAUUGAACAUCAAGUAGCUGAGGCCACAGGAGUUGUACCGAUUGCUGUUAUUCUCGAAGGAAUUAAGCAAGAUAUAAUGGAAAACAGUCUGAGCGUCUACGGCAACGAUGGAUUUUCUUCAACAAAACUGGCAUGCGUCAGUCCAACAGAGCCCCUAUCAAAACGUCCUAAAAUUAGCUAGCUUAAAAGCAAAACCAGAAUUGUUGUUUAUCCAUUUCAUUGAUUACACUAUUAGAAUAGGUUUUUUCACCAAAAAUUAUUUAUUCAUUGUUUUGUAAUAGUUACAAACGGACAUUUUUGUUUUAUUUUUAUUUUCAGGUUUGUUGGGACCACCUUUAUCUAUUUCGUUCGGUUCUGGUCAUUUAAGGUUAUACUGUUGCUACUUUAAAACGGAUUUUAGCUUUUUGCAAAUUUAUAGAUAUAUUAGAUGUUUAAAAGAUCACUAAAAUUAUUAAUUUGAAAAUAAUGCAACCCGCUAUGUAAUCAAAAUACGAAAAACUAUUUUUGUGAAUCAAUUUAUUGGAGGAGAGUUGUGCAGUGACUUAUUUCUUUAACUGAAGGUUUUGUUAGCUGGUAAAGACGUUUGGAACUCAAUUGUUGCAUUUCCUUAUGGCUUACUACCAUAAAUCACGGAUAAAAUAUGUCACCAUGUCUGUUUGUGUUGAUUUUGUAAUAGUUCUUAUAAAUCGGCUGGUCUAUUGGGUUUAGUUAUAAAACUAUUGUUUUAAGAAAUCGGUCAGACACCUGUAUAUUAAUUUUUUUAUAAAUCUCUGAAAGUUAGCAUAGUUACAGAUUAAUACAACUAGAUUCACUUAUAAAAUUAAUAACACUUCACAAGAUUGAGUUGCUAGGGCAUCUUCAAGGUUGUGUGGUGUCUUACCUACUGAUAUUUUCCUCACGGACUUGCAGAACGUUGGUUACCAUCAUAGCUAUUUUAACCUGAUUCAAUGUCACCCUAAAUAGCAUGCUUGUAUCAAUACCAUCCCAAUUUCUCAAGCUCUUUAAUUAUGAAAACUUUGUUCGUCCUGGACCACGUUUGCCUGCUAUUUUUCCUUGCAUAAUUUUUGUAGCAAUCUAUAUUUGGGGCCUCUGAAGUACAUCAUGUCUCUCUUGUUGCUGAUUUUUAUAAUUUCGGGGUCUUGCUGAGACGUUCUAGUGUUGUGGAUUUUCGAAUCUUAUCCACCCAAGAAACUUUUAAAAUCACCAAAGGCCGAAAGUCUCAAGGCAUUUUAAAUCACUUUUAUUCACAAGACGGCAUUACUUAAUGUCCAAGACUCGACAUUAAGUAAGGCCGAGAUCUAGGUUCAUCCGAAAUGUCAAUUUUAGGUUUCUGCUACAUAAUACCUUGAGCAUUCUUCUGAAAGCUACUCUAGCCUGCUCAAUUCUGUAUAUAAUUUCACACGCUUUAAAAUUUAUUUGAUAUUCAAGGUAAAACAUUUGAUUAAUUUGCAUAUAAGCAUAUCGCUUGUAUCCGAGAAGUGACAUAUUAUUAACUCAAUGUGAUGACAAGGAUUAUACUGGCAAUAUAAUCUAUGGAAAAGCUAAGACCUCGAUGUGAGAGACUGUUGAAGAAAGGGUACCAUCCGUUAAGAUAGACCAAAUGCACUCUAUCGUAGAAUUCAAUCUUUUUUUCAUUUUUUUUACGUUUUAAGUGAUUAAAAAAUAGACUCAUCGGAAUGUUAACCCUCCACUACCAUUCCCCUACCCUAACCCAAAAAAGUCAUUUUUCGGUGGGUUACAAUCAAUUUAAAAAUUUCAAAAAAUUCACAAAUAUAGUUAAGGCUUUUAAAACACUUUUUUAAAUUAUUUUCUCGAAAAAAAAAAACGUACAACUUUUGAUUGGAAAUGUCUGUGAAAUAUGAAAAAAUUUAGUUUUUUUUUCUAUUUUUUGUAUUUAAUCAAAAAAUAUAUUUCCAGAUUUUUUUAGAUUUUUCCAUUAGGUUCGCCACCUUCAGAAACCCGAAAAUGUGAGUUUUUUAGGUUUUUUUUUUGGGGAUUUUCCCCCUUUUAUAGACUUCAAAAUGGAUCAAAUCAAGGUUUUUUUAUGGAUUAUAUAUAAUUUGAAGUAACGAAGUCUUUUGGGUGGAACACCUUUAACCUUAAAAAUAUGUUUUUAAAAGUUUUUGGAGUUUUUGCGGGGUUAAUCAUUUGAGAUCGAUACAAUCUGAUUGAAUACGUCUCCAAUUCAUGUUUAAAAAUAUAUGAGGAUUAAUAUUUUAAGGUCACAAAGAAGCAAAUUCAACUAUCGUUUAUGCGAAAAACCAGGUUUUCAAGCGUUAUUAUAGUGUUUUUAUUGGCUUUGUCCAAGUGUUUAACCUUUUUACAUCAUGUUUACAAAAAUUUUAUAAAACAACACGAAACGAUGUAUUUUCCAUAUUCAGAGAAGCUAAAAAUUUCUUGCAACAUGCGAAGAACCCGGUUUUCAAGUUUUUUGGGGAUUUUACUGGAUUUUAAAAUAAAAUCCCGUCUCAUGUUGUAUAUAGAAAAGUAAAAAGUUGAGUAAAAACUACCGAAUAACCCCUGAAAAACCUGUUUUUUAGCGUAAAGGAUGGUUGUAUUUUGUUCUUCCAGGCCUGGAGAUUUUCUUUUUCAUAUAUUUUUUUAAUAUAAAUUGGAGACUCAUCGAUUCAGUACUAG
Diabrotica balteata is the source of this 4953-nucleotide messenger RNA. Lineage: Eukaryota; Metazoa; Arthropoda; Insecta; Coleoptera; Chrysomelidae. The record is from the annotation of a GenBank genome assembly.